Molecule: messenger RNA, 1158 nt
Organism: Chondrus crispus (carragheen)
Lineage: Eukaryota; Rhodophyta; Florideophyceae; Gigartinales; Gigartinaceae
Exons: 1
Coding region: 1-1158 (385 amino acids)
Source: RefSeq, a predicted model, not a curated record
AUGGAGACAGAGCGCAAGGUUGAAGCAGACCCGACCGGUGGGGCCACAAGGACCAGUCCACCGUGUUUCGCGUGUGAGACAUGUAACUUGAAGACUCCAAGCCUUUCAGUCCGAUUAUCCAUAUCGCAGUUACUAAUGCGGGCCAAUGUUGACACGGGGGACCGUUUGAACCCCUUUGCCAGACUUGACAAGUCUCGACAAAAUGUAAUUGACCUGUGCACAUAUUGCAGAGACAACACAAUUGGCUGGAAAGUCAUUUCGAACCCCAGAAAGUAUGGUCCCUCAGCAGCGGCUAGGGCCCUCAAACGAUGGUCAUCGAGAUUGAAGACAGAAGUCAAGAGCUCCAUCAAUCACAUCUGUUUUAUUUGUUCGACAAUGGAAAAAGGAGCGGAGACGGAGAUUCAGAACUCCACCGAGGAUCGUAGACCAAAGCGCAGUCCGACAGUGGAUUGGACACUGUUCAAUGUCUGCGGAGCUUCGAAAGAAACGCGCGAAAUAUUCACGGAUGAGUUUAAACGCCUAUCCGACUGCAGUGCUGUAACUAUUGGAACUUUACUUAACGAUCCCUCAGGGCACCGUCUGUGCUAUCUUCACCUGAACUACAGUAGAUAUUCCCAGCACAAAGUUAAAGAAUUGGACAAGUCCAGUCUGGGAUCCCAACGGGGGCUUUGUAUCUUCAGGGGUACUGGUUGUUCAGGGGAAUGCAGACGACUUCGAAAGCUUCCUGUCGUGGACAGUGGCACUAUUGACAAAAUUGCAAAGUACCUUCGCCUGGAUGAAAACAUUUUAUUGCAAAGCGACAACACGCUGAACGCAGACCAAGUCAUGCGGAAAUACGCGUGCACUGGUUGCGGGUACAGCAUAACGGAUGGACAGAGAGAAUAUAUUCCAAAUGUAUCAUUUGCAAGUAUAGAAAGCUCAUUGGAUAUUUGGCUGCUUCGCUGUGUCUUGUACGCUUUGGAAGUUGAUGUAUCGAAAAACGACAUUGCAUUGUUCAAACGGGAGGACAUUAGGGGCCUCACAAAUAUUGCCAGUUCCUUGCGGCAGUCCUCCGUAGUUUCAGAUACAUAUCCCCCUGUUCGUAUGCUCCGUUUUCCUGACGUCUCAAGAGGCCGGAAGGCUCUGUUAGCUGCGUAUGAGCACCAGUCAUCUUAUUGA